Messenger RNA from Odontomachus brunneus, 1153 nucleotides. RefSeq lists its product as uncharacterized. NCBI's taxonomy places the organism in Eukaryota, Metazoa, Arthropoda, Insecta, Hymenoptera, Formicidae. The record is from RefSeq and is a predicted model, not a curated record. The transcript is spliced from 4 exons. The coding region runs from base 411 to 740 and encodes 109 amino acids.
ACUAGUUUGUACCUAACCUUAAUCUUGAGUUGUCUUUUGAAGCAGUAUAACAAUUAAUAAUGUGGAUAAAUGUAAAAAUAAGUCAAAACAUUUUACAUCAUUCGAAAAAAAAUUAUUUUUAUACAUAUUAAAACAGUACAAACAUAUAAUAGAAAUAAAGAAAAGUGAUGGUACUACGCUAAAGGAGAAAGAAGCAGCUUGGUCGGAAAUAUGCAACCAAUACAAUGCAUCGCAAUUAACAACACAAGAGAGAAAUGUUCAGCAAUUAAAAAAGUUUUGGGCAAACCUGAAACAAAAUCAGAGAGAUGCUUUGACUAAAGAAAAGCAAAAUGUAAUGGCAACAGGUGGAGGACCAUCAAUUAAAUCACUGGAAAUUAAUCCCGACAUAUAUCAAUGAUAUCCCGCUAUAAAUGAUAGCGCCAAACUUAAUGAAAACUGCACCAUCAAUUUAUUCUUCUAAUUUAGAUGAACAAGAACUAGAAAAAAGAGAAACACAAAUAACAAAUUAUGUAGCUGCUCAUGAUCUUACAAAUAUCGAAAUGUCAUUCUCAGAAAGUGAUAUAGUUAAUUUAGAAGGCAACCAUGACAACAUGUUUUAUAACAACAACAAGGAUGAUGACAUUUCUAAUAAAGAAAACGUUAUACCUACUAUACAGAUAAAGAAAUGUAUACAAAUGCACCAUUACAAUUAUCAGAUACUUCAACCAUUGACACCACACCGAGUACCAAAGAUAUUGUAACAAGUGGUAUGUAUUAAUAUUUAAAUAAAUCAUAUAUUUUAUUACAUUUUAUUUAAUUAAUCAAAAUUGGUAACGAUAAGCGUGUACAAAAAAUAUUUUAUUGUUUCAUACUUUUGUAGCUUCGAAAAAGACACGGCAGAGUAGAGAGAAAAUGUCUUUCAAUCGUAGAAAACAUGCAAUUUCCAGCAGUGAUUAUGAAAAUAAAACGUCAACGAAAAUACAAAGAAUACAAAAAAUUCUUGAGCAAGAAAUGGAAAUAAAUUACUUAAAAAUGGAGCACGAAAAAAAAUGUGCACUUUAAAAGAACAACAUUUAAUCAAAAUGCAAGAACAGGAAUUACGUGCAGUUAUUACUGCAGCAGAAAUGGCUGAAUUGCAACUAAAAUUAGAGAUUAAAAAGAAUGAGAAUAAAUA